UGAACUUUGCGGUCUCUUUGGAGAUAGUUGAGCAAGUUUCGGGUGUUUUCCUGGUGCGGGAGCAGAGGGGUUGGAGGGGCUGGAGAUGCACAGGGAGGUCUGUGGGUUAAUAUUUUUUCCUGCCCUUACUCCGCUUCCUUGCAGCCGGGCAGAAGCUAAUCCAGUGCACGAUCUGAGACCGUUUGGCCGCAGCGAUUUCCGGUUUUAUUUUGUUGCCUUUUUCCUGUUCCACGAAAAAGACGGGCCAGAAUUAAUUUGCUCCUAAUCUGGGAAAGCAGCCGGCGGGGCUUGACCUCCGCCUCGUCCCUUCCCUCCCAUCCCGGCCCCUGGGAUCAUCCCGCCGGCCGCCGGCAGCAACAGGAGGGGUUUGGCCAGAGCCUCCUUGCCUUUCCUACCGGGUUCUGGGCUUUGGGAAAACCUGCCCCAGCCUCUGCCCCCGCCCCGGCCGGGCCAUGUGGCUUCUGUUUGUACACAGAUGAGUAAGGCGGGCGCUCGGAGGCAGCGCGGGCGGGCACGCAGCAUCCCGCAGCGGCGCCGUAAGUACCGGCCGCUCGGCUUCUCCAUCCCUUUCCUCCUCCCUGGAUCGUUCCCCUCUCGCUGCUCGGGGGAGCCCGGGGCUUCCUUCGCACGGCGGGAGCUCGCUGGGUGUUUUCCAGAGGCGCCGUGGAAAGAUGAAGCCUGGAGGUGGAGGGGGGAGAGGUGAAGCUGAAGCCAUCGGCCACCUGUCCUGACCCUGGGGAGCUUCUCUUCACCCGUCCCGGGGUGGCCCCAUCCCACCACAUCCCCAGUGGGGUGUGAGAUGCAGCCAGGUGGGGUGUGAGGCACCAUCAGGGCUGGUCCCCAAGGAAGCUGAGCCAGAAACAUCCCUUGGAGGAAAACAUCCACCCGGAGCCUGGACCUGCACCAUGCUGAGCCUCAAGUUACCCCGGCUGCUCAGCAUCAACCAAGUGCCUAAGGGGUACCAGGAGCAGGGGAUCCUCUUUGGGUAUCGCCCCCCAAGGAGCUCAGCAGCUGACUGCCUCCUCAGUGUCUUCCAAAUGACAAAUGAGACCCUAAAUAUCUGGACACAUUUUGUGCCUGCCUGGUACUUUGUGUGGACCCUGGUGGGGCGGCUGCGGGGGCAGUGGGGCCAGGAGGACCCCCACUCCUGGCCCCUCCUCGCUUACCUGCUGACCUGCUGCAUCUACCCCCUGGCCUCCAGCUGUGCCCACACCUUCAGCACCAUGUCCACCCGUGCCCGCCACAUCUGCUACUUCUUUGACUACGCGGCGCUCAGCAUGUACAGCCUGGGGUCUGCGCUGGCGUACUCGGCUUACGUCUUCCCAGCGGAAUGGGUGGGCAGCACCUUCCACCACUGCUAUGUCCCUGUGGCUGUGUUCAACACCCUUGUCAGCACCAGCCUGUCCUGCUAUUCCAGGUUUCUGGAGGUGGAGAGGCCCAGGCUCAGCAAGGCUUCCCGCACCCUGGCCUUCAUGUACCCCUACCUCUUCGACACCAUCCCUCUGUUCUACAGGCUGUACCAGUGCACGGCGCAGAGCUGCUCGGAGGCCGCCAUCCUGCUGCACUACAGACACACCGGGUUUGCCUUCCUCACCUGCUUCAUCUUCGCCAGCCGCCUGCCCGAGAGCCUGGCGCCCGGGCACUUCGACUACAUCGGGAGAGAAGUGCCAGCGCUCCCCAGAGCAACAGGCACCACCAGGUCUGCCUCACGGAGGGGUCGGGGGGCCGGUGACCGCCGGUCACCUGGUGACACAGACGUCCUGGUCACCAGGUCAGACCAACAGCCAAGACUCCUUGGUGAAGGAAUCAUUAAGGCUCUCCCAGGGGCUCCCUAACCAAGGUUUCCACCUUGAAAGGGGCAUCAUUUUGGAGAGUAGAGCCCCAGGUACCCGUUGCACAGCCUUACACUACACACAAGUGCCUGAUGGAUGCGGGGUUGAGAGAGACAAGAAUUUGCCUGUUUUAAAUUCAGCUUUUUGAAAUAAUUACCUGGAAAGAGUUACUCUGGAAGAGCACUCCAUAGGACAUUCCUCCAAAAUACCUUAUUUUUGGGUCCAAUUCCAGUGCAUAGGUAAGUCCUGGGGGAUUAAUUCCCGUGGGACAGCUGAGCUCCUGCCUGUGACUGCCUGGUGGCACUGCCACAGAACCACGGGCUCGUUCUGGUUGGAAAACACCUUUAAGAUCAUUGAGUCCAACCAUAAACCAGCUCCACCAACCGUCUGGCACCAAACUCCUCAGUCCUGUGCUCACCACCAGGCUCCUCCUGCAGCCUCAGUUGUGGUACUGAGCAAAAGUGGAGGGAGAAACACCCGUGAGGUGAGGACCUGGCCUUCCUCAGGAGCACCGGUUGGUGCUGUGUUUAACACGGGUGUGAAGCCACGCUGUCCUGAAGGGGUGCUGGACACCUUGCUGAUUGCUGUGGCUGGGAAAUUCCUGACUGCCAUGUCAGGGCAUCCUUGAGGUGUUUCUGGAGGUGGGACACUGGGCUGGAGGGACUCUGGUCCGGGUGUGACAGGUGGCAGAGCCAUCACCUCUGAACCUCUCUAGUUGCUGGUGCCACUCACAGGCAAGAAUGUUUUUCAUGAGUGAACAGGGUGGGGGUGUCUGGGGAGAAUAAACCCCCAGCUGGGCAAGGAGUGGGGGGUCUGUGGAGCUGGGAGCAUGGUUGGAGAAAGGCAGAACAACUCAGCUGGUAACACCCAGGAUAUCAAACCUGGAAUCUCAAAGCAUCUCCAGAGUGGGACCUCUGCUCACCUUAGACCUUGCUUUCCUUUGCUGCUGCAUCUGGAUCUCACAGCAGAAGGGAAAAGUUCUGGAGGGAGCCUGGAGAUGUCAGCAUGGUCUGGGUGAGGAGGGGAGCUCAGCUGGUGGCUCCAUCCAGGUUCUCCCACUGGAUUUACUGAAUACCAAGCAGGAGGUACAGGAACUCAAAGAUUUCUGCUAGGGAAUAUUAUCAAGCUUCUUGAUAAUCAUACGGGUGUGUAAUUUGUUUUGCAUAUAAUUACCUCUAUCAAGGUAAAAUUGAUGCACUUUUGAGUGACAAUACAACGGCUCGUUAAACAUAUUCUGGGACAAAUAAGUCUUUUGAAAAACAGCUUUCUUUUGAAGGCUGACCAAGAUUUAUAUUAAUAUUUAUAAGCACUGGGAACAUAAUUGUUUAUUCAACAGUUUUAUUUGAUUAAAAGAGAAAACUAAUGUAACUACUGCACUGAUAUAUGCUAACCUGAUUUGUAUAGUUUCAUAAAAACACCAUCUGCAAAAAUUAAUCUCUUCAGAGAUAAUUGCUGAUAAUUGCAAAGCUUAUUUACCUUGUGUACUCACUGGAAAGGAAUCUGGCUCUGCCUGCAAGACAUGAUUUAAGAGUCUGUAAAAUUUACAUGAAUCAUUGUACAGUUUGUAUUUUUUUUCCUCGGUUGCUUAACUUUGAAUUUGGGAAACCCUCUUAUCCUUUUCAGGUGCAGUUAUUUGUAGGAAAACUACCUUAAAAAAAUGUAACACUGAAUUAUACACUAGACCAUAAUCCCUCUGGAUCCUGCAGCCUUUUUUCUGGCACACACUGAACGAGUCAGUGUUUGAACUUGAAGCAGCACAGGUCAGCCAGAUUUCUUCUUCAGUUGGAGAAAGGCCUUAAAAAAAAAAUAUAUUCAAUGUACUAAAUUUUAUUCACAUGAAGAAAUAAAAACUCGGUGUCAAAUUGCUACGAG
Messenger RNA from Apus apus (common swift), 3704 nucleotides. RefSeq names its product progestin and adipoQ receptor family member 5 (gene PAQR5). Lineage: Eukaryota; Metazoa; Chordata; Aves; Apodiformes; Apodidae. Gene Ontology annotation, molecular function: signaling receptor activity. The transcript is spliced from 9 exons. Gene Ontology annotation, cellular component: membrane. Bases 906 to 1835 code for a protein of 309 amino acids. The record is from RefSeq and is a predicted model, not a curated record.